AUUGUCAUCAUCUACACCAAUCUCUCUGCAGAAUGGGCCAGUUCAACAGUGCAACCGACUCCACUCAGCACUUCAACAGGUCAGAAACCUCAAUUUAGAAACUUAAUAAAUAACGAAACCAGAACUAUCAUGACAGCACUGAUCAUCAUCACUAAUCUGACCUCAGAAAUCAAGGCAGUACUGACCACUCCAGCCCAGUAUGUGUCCCCAGGACUGUACCAUGUAGAAAACCCACAUGAGUACCACUUCAUCCUGGAUGAGCCGGAGAAAUGCCUGGAGCAGAACCCCUUUCUGGUUCUGAUAAUGCCAGUGGCACCCUACAACAGGGUGGCGCUUGACAUUGCCUGCAGUACUUGGGGUAGUGCUAGACAGGUACUGGGAAAAGAGGUGGGUCUGUUCUUCCUGCUGAGAAUGCACAAUGGAGAGGGAACGGGGCAGCUUCAGGAGAAAGUGCAGCAAGAGAGCAAAGAGCACUAGGAUCUGCUGCAGAGCGAUAUCAAGAACUGCUACAAAAACCUGACCAUCAAGGCCAUGGUGAUGCUGGAGUGGCUGAGCUCUCGCUGCCCCAACACCUCCUGUGCCAUGAAGAUCGACGCCGUGGUGUUCCUCGAGGUGCACAACCUGAUCAACAUGCUGCUUAACACUUCAAAGCUGAACUACAUGACUGGACAGGUGAUCUAUUCAAACCCUGUUAUAAAUAAUACAUUCCCAAGGAGGAUUUUCUUGAGACUGUGUAUCAGAGGAGGCUGGUGGGAGGAGCUAUAGGAGGACAGGUUCAUUGUAAUGGCUGGAAUGGAAUAAAUGGAACAAUCAAACAAAGGGAAGGGAAAGGGGGAUACCUCGUCAGUUGUACAACUGAAUGCACUCAACUGAAAUGUGUCUUCCGCAUUUAACCCAACCCCUCUGAAUCAGAGAGGUGCGGGGGGCUGCCUUAAUCGACGUCCACGUCAUCGGCCCCCGGGGAGCAGUUGUUGUUGGAGGUUAACUGCCUUGCUCAGGGUCAGAACAACAGAUUUUUACCUUGUCGGCUCGGGGAUUCGAUCCAGCAACCUUUCGGUUACUGGCCCUAUGUUUGAUACCGUUUCUUUACAAUGAGCCUGUCCUCCUUUAACUCCCCCCACCAGCCUCCUCUGCCUUAUUCCCAACUAAUACUGUGGGCCACAGCUAUAUCUUCUCCAUGGACCUCCCCAGGAAGCUUGUGGAGGUGUCCAGGCAUGUUCAAGCCCUCUUCUUAGAGGAUGUCUAUAUGGGACAGUGUAUGAAACACCUGGGCAUCCCACCUACUGACCCCUCCACUGGCCCCAGUGUUGCCUUCUUUCAGGAGGUUACAGGCACCCAGAACCACUGUUUCUAUAGCAUCCUGGAUGAGCAGUUACUGGACAUACAGAGGAAUGAAACCACCUCAUCCAGGUUUUCCCCGCCACUUAAAAUCGCUGCAGCUAUGCCAGGCUGAGCGGUCGCUGGUCAGAGUGUGUAUGCUGGCCCAUGUGCUCCUAAUUGAGAGCUUGUUAAUUGCGUAUUAUUUUGAGAAAUGUGAUGCGCUCCCUGAUUCCAAACUCCUUUGUUUGAAGUGCGGCCGCCCAUGGGAAGGUGCAGGUGAACCGGAAGCUGACGUUUGUGUUGAGAGGUAGCAUUUAUUUUGUAUGCCUUGGUUAUGCUACGAGAAGUAUUAUUUUGAUUGUAUGACCUGAGUUAAAGUUCAUGUUGAAUCUAAUUUUAGUUUUUUCAAAUUGCUGCUUGGAGCUAGAAUUGGGAUAAUGUAUACUGUGCUAAUACAGAUACAAAAAUACAGAGAACAAGCUACAAUACAGUAAACUUAGCAAACGAGGCAUUUGUGGUAAGUAUAUAGAGGCUGCCAUCUUUAUGCACGUCUGCCAUUAAUAAACAUGACAUUCAAUUGACCCCAACCUUGAAAUGCACGCACUCACAUACAAUCAUUGUUGUAGUCAGUGUUCAUAAGGGUCUGACUGAGCUCAUUAUUAGAUCAGGAGAUCUCUGUGGAUGGAUCACCACUGGCUCAUUAAGUUCUCCAAACACAUUUUUUACAAAAUAAACUCCUCCUGUUGCCAACCCUACUGUUACCAACCCUGCUGUUGCCAGUCCUACAUUUAUUUUCACCACUUCACACAUCUAUACAUUUCGUACAAGCUCAGUUGUUUCCAUGUUUCCUCUUCUGACUUUUUCAAAAGGAAGCGAUGAGAGGACGGGAGAAGAGGUCGCAACGAGUCAAAGAAAUCUAAUUGAGAAGAGGCCCAUGGAAACUGGAAAUAUAAUGGGCGCCUUCCUGCUGGGC
This is a messenger RNA of Coregonus sp. 'balchen', 2293 nucleotides long. NCBI's taxonomy places the organism in Eukaryota, Metazoa, Chordata, Actinopteri, Salmoniformes, Salmonidae. The record is from the annotation of a GenBank genome assembly.